AUUCCUGUUAGAGCUGACAAAGGUAACAAGCCUAAAAACUGGAAUGGAAUAAUUGUAUUCGGCUUUCUAAAAACUUUGUCAUUUCAACCUUUACGAUAAACUGGGGCGGCGGCCAGCUAGCUGAACUGACAUUAGUCGGGCUACCGUAACACGGGUUUUCCUCAAUACAAAGAUACGUGCCAAACAGGAGGACAGACUGGAGGUUAUGUGGCACUUCGCAUAUCCGCGAAUGUUGUAUGUAUGUACUGUCACCGGUUAUUUCUGCAGGAAAUUUGGCCCAGCUAUAGGAUUCAUGUUAUUAUUUGAGCUAUGGACACAAUUGAAGAUGGCGACGACUUCUUUGAUGACUGGAUCAUAAAGUCGAUGAAAUCUUACAGACAUCUCCACAUGUUUGACCUGCCUCAGCCAACUUGUGUAAUUGAAUGGAGUGAAAAUGAUGGAAUCUUUGUAGCCGGCUGCAGCUCUGAUUCUCGUAACGAGAUCCUGGAGAUGAGCAUCCCAGCCAAGUUGAGGUGGGAGUCCAGUAGCAAAGGAGCGGGACUGACCAGGGACAGAGACUUCAAGAUGCUGAGGGGAGGCUUCAGCGAGAAGGCCAUCCACUGCUUGACGUACCUCGUUGGAACUCGACCGAGACUUAUUGUCACUGGUAGUCAUGCAAGCUCCCAUUUGGACGUGUGGCAACUGGACACGGAGACCAGUGAUGUCAUUAAGAAGCUGCACACUGUGCCGGGGCAGGGCACUGAAGGAGGUGGGAUCAGGAGUGUGGCCCAGCGGCCGGGACACCGAGGCCAGGUUGCAUUUGGCGCCAUGAUGUCAAACCUGCAGGUUGCUGAUGUGGAGACCAAGGAGGUCAUUGCAACUGAUUUUGGAAAGGUGGAGGGUGGAUUGGAGAUGCAGUUUCUAAAUAACAAUGAGCUAGUGACCUGCAGUACCCAGAAUGGCCUUGUUAAUAUUCAUGACCUAAGAACAACUUCCAGCCAAUCAGUGCUCACUGAUCAAUCAAUGAAGCUUUCAAGUGCUGAAAGUAAACACUGCAGUCUUGAUGAAGGAACAACCCAAACGUAUAACAAAACCAUCAGCCAAUCAGGUUCGGGGUUAGAUGUUGCUGUUGAUGAAAGCACCAAUCAGAACAUCUCUAAGAAAGGGAAAGCCUCAUGGACCUUUGAUCUGAGCUGUUCACCAGUGCCACAUCUAGAUCCUGCUGGGGGAGAAAUUGCUUGUAAGAGACCCAAACUGGAUGUUUCCAUGGCAAUGGUGGUUAGUCUCUGUUCCAGUGGUGAGCUUGUUAUCAGAGACCUCAGGAAUCUUGAAAUGCCACUUCAGCAUGUACAGCUUGGAGAUGAGAAGAGACAACCGAGGGAGAUGGAGACUCUGACUGUGAGGUGGUGCCCAACAGAAAAGAACUUGCUGUCAGUAUCUGGAUUGAAUGGAUGCGUGGACAUCUAUGACAUUUCUACAUGGCAGCAGAGCUCAACCUCUCCACCCAAUGUACAGCCUAUCUUCAGCCAUGAAGGUCACAUGACAGGGGAAUCAGCCAAUCAAGGGGGAGGGAUAUUAUGUCACGCCUGGCAUCCAAGGCACCCGUGUGUGGUAAUGUCAUCGGGUAGUAAUGGCUCUUUGCAUGCCUGGGAUUGGUCAGCUGUAUUAUAAUUUUUAUGAAAGAAAUUUUUACCUAUAAAAAGUUUGUCAUUUGUAAACAUUUUUAAAAUUAUGAAUGAAAUCAUGCCUGUGAAAAUGAUGAUUAAAUCUCGCAGUUGGAGAUAAAACUUUAAAUAUAUCUUG
Messenger RNA from Acanthaster planci (crown-of-thorns starfish), 1782 nucleotides. RefSeq names its product integrator complex assembly factor WDR73-like. The record is from RefSeq and is a predicted model, not a curated record. Gene Ontology annotation, cellular component: spindle pole; cytosol. Gene Ontology annotation, biological process: cytoplasmic microtubule organization. Gene Ontology annotation, molecular function: protein binding. Lineage: Eukaryota; Metazoa; Echinodermata; Asteroidea; Valvatida; Acanthasteridae.